AUGGAGGAAGAAGAAGCUUCCACCAGUUCUGCAACACCGCCAAAGAAAAUAAGACGAAUGUGCCAUUAUAAUAAAGACUGGGAAAAUAAAUAUUCUAGGAUAACUAAAGCCAACGUCGACACUAGAGCUUACUGUAAAAUUUGUAGAAAUGAAUUUACUGUGGCUGAAAGUUUGAAGGGGGUGAACCAGCAUGCCUCUACAAAAAAGCAUAAAGAGGCGGAAAGUGCGCAAGCCAUGUCCCAAAGAAUGGACUCUUUCUUUACGCCUAAAGGAAGCGCACAGAGUGAAAAAGUAAGCCUUGCCGAGUUAGCAGAUAUUUUUCACUCUGUAAAACAUCACAUCUCCUAUUUGGCUCAAGAUUGUUCAUUAUAG
This is a messenger RNA of Parnassius apollo (apollo), 372 nucleotides long. The record is from the annotation of a GenBank genome assembly. Lineage: Eukaryota; Metazoa; Arthropoda; Insecta; Lepidoptera; Papilionidae.